AUGUUCGGACCGUCAAAGCCGUAUUUUGGCAUGACGGGAAAAUGGCUCACAUUCUGGGUUACGGUUGCGUGUGCAACUGACAUGACUCUGUUCGGAUACGACCAAGGUGUCUUCGGUGGUGUCAUCAUCACUCCUAAUUUCCUCGACCAGCUUGAUCUUGUUGGUAAGACGUCGUUGAUCAGCACCGUGACGGCUAUCUACGACAUUGGAUGUUUCGUUGGUGCUCUUUCUGUUUGUGCAAUUGGCGAUCCGCUUGGGAGGAAGAAAUGCGUGCUUUUGGGAACUACGAUUAUGAGCAUUGGAGCGAUCAUCCAAACCGCCUCGUUCGGCGUACCAGAGAUGAUUGUGGGAAGGAUUAUUGCCGGUAUAGGCAAUGGCAUCAAUACGUCAACAGCACCGGUUUGGCAAGGCGAGACAUCGAAGGCAAGCUGGCGCGGCAAACUCAUUGUCAUUGAGAUGAUCAUGAACAUUGCUGGUUUCUCAUUGUCUAAUUGGGUCACAUAUGGAUUCUCCUUUGUUGGAGGACCAGCUGCAUGGCGCGUGCCUCUUGCUUUCCAAUUUCUGUUCAUCUUCAUCUUAUUCGGAACGGUACCGUGGCUUCCGGAAAGUCCGCGCUGGCUCAUGGCAAGGGGACGCAUCGAAGAGGCAGAAAAGAUCCUUGCAGAUCUGGAAGCUACCGAUGUCUCCGAUCCAUUUAUCAUCACACAGUCAAAAGAUAUCCAGUGGGCAGUGCAGUACGAGAAGGACCACGCGGUGCGCUGGCGUGACUUGCUACGCGGUCGGACUGGCGACCAGGCAGGAACCCACACGAUUAGAAGAAUGCUUCUUGGAAUGGGUACCCAAGCUAUGCAGCAGCUUUCCGGCAUCAACGUCACGUCAUACUACCUACCAACUGUAUUGAUUGAAUCCGUGGGUCUAACAAACAAUCUCGCCCGUCUGCUCGCCGCAUGCAACUCCGUGUCCUACCUUCUCUUCUCCUUGAUCGGUAUACCUAACGUGGAGCGCUGGGGACGCCGAAAGAUGAUGAUGUACGCUGCAGCGGGGCAGUUCUUCUGCUAUACGAUCAUCACAAUAUGUAUUCGCUACAACGAACAAGAUGCACUGCCGAUCGAAACCCGGAGGAAGUGGGCAGAAGGGUCAAUUGCGUUCUUCUUCCUGUACUAUGUCUUCUUCGGCAUCGGAUGGCAGGGUGUGCCAUGGCUUUAUCCCACCGAAAUCAACUCCAUGGCGAUGCGAACUAAAGGUGCUGCACUUGGAACUGCAACAAACUGGAUCUUCAACUUCAUGGUCGUCGAAAUCACGCCUCCAGGCAUUGAAAGCCUUAAAUGGAAGUUUUACAUCAUAUGGACGGUCUUCAAUUUUGCUUUUGUCCCUAUAGCUGGACGCACGCUAGAGGAUAUAGAUCGCUUAUACGUCGGAGAGACACCACUCCUGAUCUUCAGAGACAAAGAAGCCAUUGCCGAGAAGCGCCCGGAAAGAUUCAUCCAGCAUGAGGCAGCCGAAGUCAGACGACACAGCAGCGUCGUUCCGGCGCAUGUUAGAGCUGCAAACCAGGCUGUUCGAAAGAGCAACGAUGAGAAGGAAGAUGGUGGCGAUUAUCGCGAG
Molecule: messenger RNA, 1605 nt
Organism: Cucurbitaria berberidis CBS 394.84
Lineage: Eukaryota; Fungi; Ascomycota; Dothideomycetes; Pleosporales; Cucurbitariaceae
Product: general substrate transporter
Exons: 9
Biological process (GO): carbohydrate transport; transmembrane transport
Cellular component (GO): membrane
Molecular function (GO): carbohydrate:proton symporter activity
Source: RefSeq, a predicted model, not a curated record